Messenger RNA from Gopherus flavomarginatus (Mexican gopher tortoise), 16701 nucleotides. It is a transcript of the gene ZNF704, whose product is annotated as zinc finger protein 704. Lineage: Eukaryota; Metazoa; Chordata; Testudines; Testudinidae. Gene Ontology annotation, biological process: regulation of transcription by RNA polymerase II. Gene Ontology annotation, molecular function: DNA-binding transcription factor activity; RNA polymerase II cis-regulatory region sequence-specific DNA binding. The coding region runs from base 2063 to 3304 and encodes 413 amino acids. The transcript is spliced from 9 exons. The record is from RefSeq and is a predicted model, not a curated record. Gene Ontology annotation, cellular component: nucleus.
AUUCACCUCAUGCAAUUAUCAUAGUGCAAUCUCUUUAUCAUGAAAGUGCAACUUACAAAUGUAGAUUUAUUUUUUGUACAUAGCUACACUCAAAAAUAAAACAAUAUAAAACUUUAGAGCUUACAAGUCCCACUCAGCCAAUUGUUAAGACAAACAUGUUUGUUUACUUUUACGGGAAAUAAUGCUGCCCACUUCUUAUUUACAAUGUCACCUGAAAGUGAGAACAGGUAUUCGCAUGGCGCUGCUGUAGCAUUGCAAAGUAUUUACAUGCCAACUAUGCUAAACAUUUGUAUGUCCCUUCAUGUUUUGACCACCAUUCCAUGAGCUCUGUAGGAAAACAUCAAAAAAAAUUUAUAAUACACUGAAAUUGGUAUUCUAUUAUUGUUUAACAGAGCGUGAUUAAUUUGAGUUAAUUUGUUUUGCGUUAAUUGCUUGAGUUAACUGUGAUUAAUUGAUAGCUAUAAUUCAAAUACAUGAAUGUACUGUAAAUGUGGAUUCAUUCAGUCUUUAACCUUUCAAGGCUUUUAGGCCUUGGGCAUGAUGGAAUCCACAUUUAAUGCAAAACUUAAACCUGUCUUUGGUCUUCAUUUACACUGUCCAUUUUGCCUUCCAAUUUAUGUGAUUAGAAGUGAAAAGAGGCAGGAUUUAUUUUUGUCUCUUUUUCAAAAGCAGGAUUGAGCCACUAAACACAACAGAGGUAAGAAGCUAGGUAAUCAUGUGUAUGUCAGAAGAUAUGAGAGAACUGCACAUCUAAUCAAUGACAACUCUUGUCAAACUUGUCAAUCCCCAACUGAGCAAAUUUUUGCCAGUGUAAUUGGCAGCAUCACAUACUCUUAUUACUGUGUUUUGUUAAGCAUGUGGCAAAGCAACAAAACAGUAUUGCAUUAUAGUUGCUAAAAGAGUGCAAAGCUACAGUAAAAUGAGUCUUUCAAGUGCUUGCAGUACCUACUUCCAAGACUCUUUGGGAAUAAGAACUAGCUAUAGGGGAAUUGGCAAUGGUCAGUCUGUUCACAGAUCCUGUCACAAAAAUCCCCACCUACCCAGAAGCAAGAGGUAGAGAGAGAAAAGACAGUUCUUUCUAUUAACAGCACAGCAUAUUAAUGAAUUUAAAAAAUAAGAGGGGGAGGGACAGCAGAGGUGAGGAUGCUAAUAGCUGCCAUAGUCCUAUAACAUUGGCUAGGGCUCCAGUUCUUUAGAACAAAUGUUCAAAGACCAGGGCUAUCCUCUAAAACUGUUGGUAGCUCUGAUUCAGGGCGUCCCUUUUAAAAUAAAGUAGUAUCCUGCUCUGGAAAGAUUGCUGUUUAUCAAUGAGAGUGCUAUAUCUGUUUAACAUAGGCUAUAUCACCUACUAGGACAAUAUUCUAUGCACAGAGGGGUGGAUUUGAAAAAACAAAAACUUAUUGGAGCAUCAUCUCUAACUCCUGUGAUCCUUUAUACAUGGAGACGCACGUUGCUGUAUAAAAGUUAACUGGUUCGUAAUUCCUUAUUUCUGUUGUAAAUAACUUUAAUUUUGAUAAAAUACGGGACACCACACUGGAGUGAAACGCAGGGCGCUGUGGGACUGGGAUGACUGAUGCCCCUGGCAAUGAGGUAAGGUUGAGAAGGUGCAACUGCUGAAUAAUGAUUUGUUUUCAAAAUGACUGUUUGAUUCUCAUUAACGGUGGAAAUCUACAAGUCCUGUGUUUGUCAGAGUUUAUUUAAACGAGAGCACCCCUCAAGUGUCAUCACGGGGCUAGGCAGGUGGCAAAUGUUAAGUACUGCUAACAAUCUCGCCCCAGCUCCCUUUCUCAGGCAGCAGCGAUCCUUUCCUCUCUCCCUGGGAGAGGCGUGGUGGUGACAGCGCUGGAGCAUGGCCAUUGCUCUCCUGCGAAGCGAAGCGCUUGGCUGGGCGGUGAGCCGGAGGAAUCCAGUCCGGGUUUUGGGGCAGAGGACUAACUGGCUGCCUGCAAGGAGCGGCGAGUAAAGCAGGAACGCACCGCUGCCGACAGCUGGGGCAGAGCAGAGGUGACGGGCAGGCCCGCGCCGAGGGCAGCGGGAGCAGGCAGGCAGCAUUAAGCGUGACAUGACCUUCACUACAUUUCAACAGGAUGACCUAAAAAACGACUUCAGUCAAAAAUUACCAGACCAACAAUUUCUCCUGUUGGCCAUGAGGGAGGAAGAUUUAAAAACUGCAGACACCAAAAAACCAAACAGAAUUCAUGAGCAUGAAAAAGAAAACACUCGUUCUGUCUGUCUUCUUGAACAGAAGCGUAAGGUUGUUUCUUCAAAUAUUGAUGUGCCUCCAGUAAGAAAAUCUUCAGAAGAACUGGACAUGGAUAAAGUGACAGCAGCUAUGGUACUAACCAGUUUAUCCACCAGCCCUUUGGUUCACAGCCCUCCUGUACGGCCCAAUGAAUCCCUGAAUGGAUCUUGGAAAGAAGGAGGAUUUGUGCCUUCUAGUACCAGCAGUAGUGGAUACUGGAGCUGGAGUGCACCCAGUGAUCAGUCCAAUCCAUCCACCCCAUCUCCGCCUCUGUCUGCCGAUAGCUUCAAACCCUUUCGAAUGCCCUCUCAGCCAGAUGAUAGUAUUGAUGAAGCUGAAACCAGUAAUCUCCUUUUUGACGAGCCCAUCCCUAGGAAGAGAAAGAACUCCAUGAAGGUAAUGUUCAAAUGCCUAUGGAAAAACUGUGGAAAGGUACUGAGCACAGCUGCAGGGAUUCAGAAACACAUCCGGACCAUUCAUCUUGGACGUGUAGGAGAGUCUGACUACAGUGAUGGAGAGGAAGAUUUUUACUACACAGAGAUCAGGCUCAACACAGACUCAGUAGCGGAUGGCUUAAGCAGCCUUUCUCCAGUCUCUCCAUCUCUAGGAUCUCCUCCUCCUUUCCCCACCCAAGAUGCAAACCGUCCUGAAACUUCAUGUGCCAAAACUGAGACUAAAUUGAUGACGCCUCUGAGCCGCUCAGCUCCUACCAAUCUCUACCUCAUACACACGGAUCAUGCUUACCAGGCCACUCCUCCAGUGAACAUUCCAGGGUCAACAAAGUUCACUCCCAAUGGCCGUAGCUUUAGCGUCUCUUGGCAGUCACCUCCAGUUACCUUCACGGGCAUUCCGGUCUCACCAACUCAUAAUCGUCCUGCAGGGACUGGAGAGCUGAAACAACAGAUCCACACAGUUCUCUCAUCACCGCCCAGAGUGUCAUUUGGCUUAAGGAAACCUAGAGGGGAGGGGAAAAAAUGCCGAAAAGUGUAUGGGAUGGAGAACCGAGAUAUGUGGUGUACUGCCUGCCGUUGGAAGAAAGCCUGCCAAAGGUUCGUCGACUAAAGACUGGAAGCAUGGAGGACCCAAGGGAUGUGAAGUACAAUAGCAGGAUCCUGUUGCUGCAGCUGCCCCUGCCUAUCCUCCAGUGCUGCCUUUUAAACAGACUUGUAUUUCAAAACAAAGCACUUGUAGCCAAGGAAAAGCACUUAGCAAAACCAGUGUGGAGCAAUAGAACAAAAAGUCUUAUCAAGUAUUGAACCCAGAGCAGCUAUUAAUGUUUUUCUUAAAACAAAAAAUAACUUGUUGCUAACUCGGAACUACUUGCUCCCCAUGACUGUUUUUUUAACAGUGUCAAUGUCUAUGCUGUGAACGUCUGUAUCAGUUGAACCAAGCACCGCAUCUUGCCCUGAAAUGAAGAUUUCUUUUCAAAAGCCUAAUUAACACUUUAAGACAUAUAAGCUACAGUUCACUCAACAGCACCCAUACCAAGAGUGGAACCUGUUAAAUAAGUCUGCUGAUGUGAAUGAUCUUGGUUGGAUCCCUCAUUUUCGGGUGUUUUUUUGAGGAUUUCAAAUCUUAAUAUGUCAGAAGGACUCCUGGAUGAUUUUUUAAAAGCAGUCACAAACCAGAACAAAAGAGUGGAGCUAAGUUUUAAAUUAGAUUGUAAUACUCCAGAGACAGAAAAAUGAUGGGAAAUCACCAGCAGAUCUCAGCCACAAGUAAGUCCAAGAUUUGAGGGAAGGCAUUUCAACGAUCAUUGAAACAUACAGGAAUAUAAUUUGGAUUCCAGUAUCUUUUCUUCUCACUGGUCCCUUUUCCUAGCAAUGGCCAUCUUAUGCUGCUGAAGCCCUAUUAAGAACUGGAUUAUACGUAAUAUCUAUUCAGAGAUGUGAGCCAACCCAGCAGUUCAACUCUUGCUUCCUUUUCUCCUAUGUAUAAGGUGGUUACUAAAUUAAUGGUUCACUCACUCAUUCCUUCCAUUAGCAAUGCCAAAUUUUAUUUGUGCAAAAAAUGUAUAGAAAACAAAAACACCCAAGAAGUGCUCCCAUUGCAUCAUCCCAGCAAGUGGAAUAUGACAGCAGUGGAGCAACAUAUGUAUGUGUUAAGUAAAGUCCUUUUUUAUUUAAAAAAAAGUCACUGAGGUCAGAAAUAGCCAAUUUUCAUGCAGAGGGCACUUUGAUAGAUGUGUGCGCUUUGGUGUAUUUAGUCCUUCAGGUUGUUAGAGAGUGUAAAUCCAGAAUGCUGAUGUUUUGUUAGAGGGUUUAAAUCCAGAAUGCUAGAUAGAUGAGGUUACUUAUACGUCAGUAGUUAUUUUAGUGAGAAAAUAAAGUAAAGCGGAAAUGCCAUAUGAAUGUGCGUCACCAACUCCUGCCUGUUUAAAAAGCAAAAUAAACCAUAGGUAUAGGCACCUAUCAUAUUAAUAGGGUUACACAGGCCCAGUACCAGCGGCACUUGUUUUUCAUGGAGUCUGAUAAACUGGAUCACAUAGCUUUCAUGACAGCAUUACUUAACUUGCACUGCUUCCUAUGCCCAUUUUAAGAACAAAAGCACACACUUUUGAACCUAGCAUAGAGUGUAAUGUUAAAGAAAAGGCAAUACAUGUUUGAAUGGAAAGAACAUAAGAAUAGUAAGAGACUGAUUUUUUUAAAACAAAUUAUUUGCUCUGUUGCAUGCUUAAUUUCAGCAUUAUUUCUGCAACUGUGUUUACAAAUCACGCAAUUUUCAUGCACAAGUGGCUAGUGAGGGUCACGUGCAUGCAUACAGUUACCUAUUUUUUAUGCACAACUGUGCACCUAACUUGUUUAGAAAAAUCAGACCCUAUAAUCCAGCCAGAAUAAUUUAUUUCAUGUUUUGUUUUAUUAACACAACAGAAGGUAAAGAUUGGCAGAUAUACAGCGCCAUCUGCACCCUAUUGUUUGCACUUCCUUAUCUUUUGGUGAAGUCAUAGGUCAUGGCUUUUCCUUCUGUGGUUUUUUUUCAAAGCUUUCUUUAGGGAAAUACCUCUUAGCAAUUUGUAACUGUUUCUAGUUACUUCCUUUUAAAUGCUGACCUUGUUGUCAGUGCCUUUACUAUGGUGGGACACAGUAUAUCCCUUGCUUCACUGAUAUCCCUCUUUAUUUCUUAAAGCCUCUCAAGAUGCUUAUAAAAUAAUUAUUAUGACCCCUGUUGGCCUCAUAUUCGUUACUUAUCCCCAUCAUUGUUCCCUUCUCUUUGUAUUCCCCUUCUCCCUUAUUUGCUCUGAUCUCUUGAAUUUUAAAGAGGAUUUUUAAAUAUAUUAUUGUAAUUGGUUUCUAAAAUGUUGUACAGCAUCAUGAGCACCUUGACAGGGGGCACUUUAUAAAUGAACAUAUUAAUUAAAUCAUAAAAUUUCCACAACAUGAGGCAAAUGCUGGUUGGCCCUAAGAACCAGGCACAGCACUCGUCCCAGCUGUAAUACUGGAGGAAAAUGAGUUAGAGAGAAGGCACAGAUCUUAUUAAUUGCAUGUAUACUCAGCUCACUCUGCUCUGGCUUGUGGAAAGAUCUACUGGGCAUGCUCAGAGGCUUCACAUAAACGUUAGCAAAGCCAUUCCUAUAACGUAAUUCACAUAGCCACUCCCACACUGCUAAUUUUAUAUCUAUUCUUAGAAAGAUAGGCACACAAAUAGACCACCAAAGCUGUGUUAUUGUCCACCUCUCAAAGUUACACACACUUUCAUUCUGUUCUUGAUAAGAGUAAGAUUAUUUACAAUAAGCUGCAUGAAUGGGCCCCUGCCUGGCCGAAGUGCUUGGCUCAUAUGUCUGUAUGGACUACUUCCCUACACUGUUUAACCACACCAAGUCACACUUCUCUGGAGGGUCUGUCAGGUGACCCCUGAUUUUUUCAGAGGAGUAAGAAUUUGGUGAUCGGUUUCCAACAUGCAUUCUCACAGUUGGCCAUGGGUUCUUUGGUAUGUGUGUACAUGCACCACUAGCAGCCAGAACAUGACCCUUAAAAUAUAAAUAUUGAAGGAUAUAUAUAAAAUUCUUUUAACCACUUAAUAGAAAUUAUGCUGGUGACAGAAGUUGGUACCACGUGAUCUUAUCAAACUUUUAUAUUGACAGAUACACCACUGGAUCCUAAUUUUUGCUGGAGUGACUUUCCUGCUACAGCAAAACAAAUGUCUUUUUGGGAAAAUGCCUGAAAAAAGGAAAUUUCAAGCAAAAGGAGAACAUUUUAGACAAGCAUUUUAAACAUGAUUAGCUUGUUUCUCUAGUCCUGCAUAAAAUGCCAAAUAUUGGAAAUAUAUAAAAAUUGGAUAAUCUUAUUCACAUAGCUGUUUCCAUCCAGGUCAAUUGAUCUGAUUCUGCACUGCCUUGCACCUUGUAUAGUCCUUUAUAGGUGUGCAAAGUAAGCAAAACUUCCAUUCUGAUUUGCAUAUUGACACCUACUUUUCAGAGGUGUCAGCUGCCAUUCAAGUUGGUGCAAACAUGCCCAUUGGGUCUAUCUGUGUGAAUAAGGUGAGCAGGCUUCAUACCUGGUCAGAGUCUAGGGCGGGACAUUUUAUGGAAUUCAAUCACCUAAUUGGGAUAUCUGAAUACUGAUUGUUUAGUGAUCAAUCAGGUCCCUGCCCCCCCUCCAGCUGUUUCGUUAGCAAUAAGCAAUGAUACUGCAAGAAGGCAGAGAUCUUUAUGGAACAUGUAUAUAGGCCAGUGUUACACGCUGAGACCUCUGUUUUUCCAGUAUUAGCCUGGCCACCAGCUUGCAUAUGUGAGCUCCAGGUGUCAUUCCAAACUGGGUAUCCUCCUGAAACCUGAGCCUGUUUCUUUCUCCAGUCCCACGCACUUAUAUUACACCCUCAAGUUUUCCCUGAGAGUGACACCCUACAUAGCAGCAUGAUGUCAUUCUACCCAUAUCUCCUUUGCUAUGGUCUGAUCAGGGACUAUCUAAAGAGAGAUCUUGCCUGGAGUUCUGGUGAAUUAAAUGUACAGAUGUAACCUAGAGGGCUUCCCUGCAGGUCUGUUACUCUCCCAUAGGUACAUUAAGAGAGCUGCUCAAGAACCUGGGAGAGGGAUGUGAAAUUAGGCAUCUCCUGGCCAGUUGGGAAGACUUAACAGGUUAUGAGGGUUUGUCCCCACUCUUGACUGGGCCAAACUCCACAGCAGUCAUCCCUACAAUCAAAUUAUACUGCUCUUCACUAUAACAGUGGUGGCUGGAAAGAGGUUACUAAAAUGACAUCUUGUUUUCUAUUUACACUUCACUGAACUUACCUAGAGGUAGCACUGCUGGAACUGAACUCUGAAGAGACAAAUGGAGCUAAUCCUAGACUACCAGGACUUAUCUUGUACAUAGUUGCUGCCUGUUCUAAAAGCAGUUAUAAAACAUUAUUGUAGUGGAGUUUUUGUUGUUGUGGGAUUCCAGAAGGAUUUUAUACCCCUUUAGCAAAAUAACGGAAAACUAGUCAAGUUGACAGUUUAGGUACGGAAGAUAGAUGCUAAAUUAAGCAACUUGUGGCGGCAGGAUCCUUGUGCUUCAAAAACCUUUUUCAAGGUUGCAAAAAGUGGUGUCUUGAAUUGUGGUUGAUAGCAUCUGCUUCCAGUAUUCCCCAUCUGGUACUACAGUGCUGUUUACAUAGACUUCUUUAUCAAAUGUCCAUCAUAUACAAGAUACAAGGAUUUUUCUGUGACUUUCAGCAGGACAAUUUCUUUCAUUAUCUGAAAAUCAAGCUUUGUUCUUUCUGCUUCGUACAGUACAUCAUCUCUAACCAGUCCAGAAAGAUUCUACAGUCAGAAGGUAGCUGGCACUAUUUUUGAUGAUGCACAGGCUGAAGAAGAAUACAGCUCACUCAUCCAUACCCUUGUUUACUCCACAUUGCUGACAGUAGUAAGAACUUGUUUUUGUCAAUAAACUGGUCAGAUAACACAUAAGGGAAUAGACAAAUGCAGUAACAAGCCACAGUUCAAUAGAACUGCUUUUCUAACCUUAAUCAAAUUUUAAGAAAAAAAAAAUUCUGGUAAAACCUUUGCAUCCAAGUUUGAGAUAACUAUUGUAUGUUUCCCUGAGAGAAAUAAAGAAAUAAUUAUAACAUGAAAAACAAAUUAGCAGUAGAAAUAUAAAUGUAGCUUUCCUAUUAUCUGGGACAACUCACAUAAAUCAGGAUUGCAAGAUUUUGUCCGAAUUCUUAAAAUCUAACCCAGUGCUACAAAGGAGCUCCUAAAUUACAUUUGUAAAUUCUCAAGGUUCAUCAUUGUUCCCCUCUAGGAAAUGUAAGAAUUUUGUCUUUCAUUUUACACUACUCUACUGUAGAAGAUAGGGAUAUCCCCGAGUUCUGAAUUUGUAUCCAGUCAUGUUAAGGAAGAGUUUUCCUCGCCAAUUAGUUAUUUCAAUAGCAAAUAGUAGUGCAGCAUUUGGUAUGUAAUGUUCAGAUAAACAGAAGUUACUAAGUGUACAUAGAGAAAUAUCUUGAGAAAAAUAACAAAGUUAUGUAAAUAAUAUGGAUUUCCUCAGGGAAAAUAAAAGGGCAGUAGAUGCAAAAAAUUGGUCUGUUUGAACCUACAAUUACUAAGAAUUUUAAUAUGUAUUUUAUUUUAUUUUUCUGGAUAGAAUUAUUUAAUGAAAUAAGGACUAUAUUACCAUUUGAAUUAUUAAAAUGAGAAAUGAGUGCUUAUUUGUGAUUUUUUCUUGCUAACACAGAGUAUUUAAGCCUGUGUGCUUCAAAUAUUAAAAGGAAAGAGGUUUUAGCUGAUGUAAAGUUAUGGGAACAGAGUUUGAAACACGACCUGAUACAAUAGAUGGUCUACAUAUUUGUAUAAAGCUUUCUAGAAUGUAUUGUAAACAUGAAGUCUUGUCGCUAUACAAUCACCCAGUUAAACAUGUGUUAUCUAUAACUGGAUUACUGUUCAUUUAAGUGGCUCACAACAAAAAUGUAUACUUUGUAGCAUGCUGUCCUGUAACUACUAAGUACUCUGGUUUGCAAGGUGCUAAUUUCCUUAUGGUGCACUUGAUGUUUAACUAGACCUUUUUCAUAUCUACUAGAGUACAAGCUUGAAUGAAACUCAAGAUCAUGCAUGCAAAUAAGAAAAUGCAUUUUAUUGAAAUACACACAGUUCUCAAAACUUCUCCAUUUGUACAUGAAGAAGUGACCCUUUUUUUUUGUUCCAUUGUAAUUUCUCCUUAUCAGAAUCUCUUUACAGAAUCUGUUAACAUCAUGACCAGGGAUCCAGCUGGGCAGACAUACACUCAAGUGAGUAAAAUCAUGCAUGUGCAUAAAUAUCUGAACAUUUUAAUAAAGUUCUUAGCUUUAUGUAAUUCUCAUGUGGACACUGUUAAUGAUAGCGACUGAUCUUUCUCUCAGAGUGUAGGUACGAUAAAUCUGCAUAGCAGGGCACAUUCAAAGUUUACUAGAGGUUGAAGAGAUGUAUUUCAGUAGCAGAAAAGCACUUAUGCAGAGCACAUGAGAGUCUCACCAAUGGGAUUAUUUAUAUGCUUAGAGUCUAAAUGUGCUUGCAUGCUUUGCUGACUCAGGACCAUAGAGACAUCUUAUUCUUAUAGUCUUGUUUUGAAAUAUAUUGCAAGACAACCUGGCCAUUUGUAAUUUUGUGCUGUUUGUUGUAGAUUCAGAAAUACUUUUACACUAAGAAAAGUCUAAUUCAGAGAACUGGCUUUUUAAGACACUGUUUAGAAUUCCAACAUUGCCCUGUCCCUCUCAAACUCAAAGAAAGCCUGUCAGAACACACACAUGACACAUACAGGUCACUGAUGACAUACAGUUUGAUCUCUGCAUUGCUUAUGCGCUCAACACACCCACUGACUUCAAUAGGAAUUCUGGGUGUACAGGAAACAAACGAUCAGGCCCAUAGUUCUUAGUUUGUCGGUUCACCUAAACUUUCAAAAUGCAAAUAUGUUUGUAUCAUCAUGACUGAUGUUGUUCUGUGUAAGUUUUAGUGUUUCUAAAAAGAUCUCAUAUUUAUUCUGGCAAGGAAACAGAUAGCAGCCUUCUUUAUACGAUGCAAUACUUGCUUACUAAACAAAGGGCUAAACUAUAGAACCAAGUGCUGCAAAGCAUGCUCUUUAAAGCUAACUUAUCAAUAACAAUAGGUUAGUACAGGCAAAACUUCAGAGCUGCAACAAUGCUGGCAUUAUUUUAUAUCAAUUUACUAAAAACUGUGAAACAAAACUCAGAUUCCAUGAAUGAUGCAAGAGAGUUGUUGCUUUAUACACCAACAGUGCACACACCGUAACAGAGCAGAAGAAAUAAUCCAGAACACCUGGGAGGAAUUAGAAAUAGCGACUUUCAAGUCUUUCUGAAAGGAAAAAAUGUUGCCCUUGGUAGCAUAGAGAUAAUUUAGUCUGAAAUUAACAUUUCAGUGUCAUGAAGACAAGCCUACUUCAUGGUCAUGCAUUCCAUGUUCUGAAAAGAGAUUUUGCUUGGUCUCUUGGGGGUUUUACAAUAUUUAUAGUCUCAGUUGUAAAGUUCUUAAAAUUGUCAACUAUUUAACUUGAAGAUGCAGUACAUUUUGACAACGAUUUCUGAAACACAGUCAUACCAGUUUGAGCCCGAUCCUACAAGGCAAUCUGCUCAGACUUCAGUGAGACCCUGUGCUAGAAAGGUCCUCAUAGAAAGAUCAUUUGCAAGCGCAUUGUUCACAGAUAGAAACGCUUCUCAUAGCUGGGGCAAUCAAAAGACAAGCCUUACAGAUGUUCUGAUACCAUGUCAUACACAGCUUUCACUAUGUUUUUUAAAGGGGCUUUGUCAUGUGGGUUAGCACCCACAAUUUAGAGAUUUUGGGAGGCAUUUAAACCAAACAAAAAACUCUUUUAGAAUUUUAAAAGGCAAUUUAAAGUAUUUGUUUUAAUUAGAUUUAUGAAUCCCCUGCAGAGCUAGCAACUCAUACAUUGCAGCACUGGGUGCUGGAACGUCAAACUGAUUCCUUAUCAAACUGAUUAAUAAUCUGAGGUAGCAGUUAUGGAGGGAAUGUUAAUUGUUUACAAAAAGAACAGCUCCAGAGCCAGAUGCUGCUCUUGCAGUGCAGGGCAACGAUAAAGCCAGUGGAUCCGGAUCCUGUGAAUUAUCUCUGGCUAGGGAAUCUUUGAGGUCCACAGAGCCACCAUAGCAGUUCCUGUGCCAAACCCCUUCCCCCCUCUUCUUCCCCCCCGCCCCAUCUGCUUCCCGGUAUAGAAGGGAUGCAGCCAAGGGAAGGAUGUCAUGGCCAGGUAUUCCUACACCCCCAUUAAAGCCUGGCUGACAGAAUCCCUCACAUAUGUAGCGCCACUGGCGUCAGAGACUGUCUGUAUGAGUUCAGUGAGCAGGAGCUGCACCAAAAUUUUGUGCUUUUUGUUGAGGACCAAAAACAAAUGCACCUGAAAAUGUCUGGCCUGAAAACUAAUGAAAUCCAACCAGGCUGGAGAAAUGUUCUCCCUGCCUAAGGACUGCCACUUUACCAAAAUCUGUGCCAGCCUUUAUCUUGGAUGGUGUUAUAGCCUUCACAGGCCCCUGCCAGACAAAAAACUCUAUGAUGGCCUCAAUCAUCCGAUAUUGCCUAGAGGGUCCAAAUGAUAUUAGCGGUGCUGCUAACAACACACAAUCACCUAUCCACUUACUAAAUAGCAUUCUUCCAGCUUUUCCCAGUUAUGCCCCAAACCAUUCAACUACUGGAGUAAUUCGUGGGAAACCCGUCUUCCCACACUGAAAAUAUUCCUUAAGGAAGUGAGGUACCACCGUAGGCAUGUGAGCGUAUUUUAUUAUCAAGCCACAUCUAACCCCCACUUAAAAGUGCUGGGGAAUUGCCAUUGUGUCUGCUUAAAGUCUCUGCUCCCUCAACAAAGCUUUGGCCAUGGCACUAUUAAUUGAUCCAGGAGUCACAGUGAGCAGCUUCAUCCAAAGUCAGUGGUAGCAUCACUCCAAGAGAAAGUAGAAUUCGGGGUGAACAAAGUAACAGCCUCAAAUAAUCAAGUGCAGACUCCUCAUGUGGAUGUGUAGGUAGGAGAAUAGCCCGUGUCUUACUGAGAUUCCAGCAUAGAGAUGUCCCACACUGAGCAAUCAUGCACCACAUUUCCUUAGCAGCAAGAAAGACACAGUCUCCCCUCCAAUUAAUAUACCUAUCUCAUAGAACUGGAAGGGACCCUUAAAGGUCAUCAAGUCCAGCCCCCUGCCUUCACUAGCAGGACCAAGUAAUGAUUUUUGCCCCAGAUCCCUAGGGUGGCCCCCACAAGGAUUGAACUCACAACCCUGCGUUUUUAGCAGGCCAGUGCUCAAACCACUGAGCUAUCCCUCCCCCCUCAUUCUGUUAACCAGAGUUAACUGAAGAUUAAGACAAGCAGCAGUCUCUUAAACAGGAUGUUUCCUUGCUUCACAUUUAAAGAAACAUGAUUAUCUUGGCUUUCUUCUAGGAGAAGGUUAAUGGGCAGACUCAGUUACAUAAGUACUACUUGAGGGAGGUUUGAGACAAGAAGUUAAGAUCUUAAUCCAAAUAUCCUCAGAACUGGAGCAUAGUAUGAUUUAAGUGUUUGUUUGGGCCUCUCUACUUAUUAUUGCACAAGAGUUGUGUCCAGUGUCUUGGAGAGGGUACAGUACUGAGGUUCUCAACGUUUUUCUUUCUGAGCCCCCCACCCCCACAUGCUGUAAAAACUCCAUACCCCACCUGUGCCACAACAACUGUUUUUCAGCACAUAAAAGCCAGGGCCACUGUUAGGGUUGCAAGCAGGGCAAGUGGGGCCCCACGAAACUAAGUUGCUCAGGCUUCGGGUGGCAGGGUUCAGGAUCCUGGGCUUCAAUUCUGCGCAACAGGGCUUUGGCUUUCUGCCCUGGGCCCCAGUGAGUCUAAGUCCAGCCCUGCUUGACGGACCCCCCUGAAACCUGCUCGUGGCCCACCAGGAGGCACCAGACCCCUGGUUGAGAACUGCAGGUAUAGUAGACUUCAUGCACUUUGUACCUUACAUUAUGCAGCCUGACAAUCUAGUUUGGUUACAUCUGGAUAACACUUCUCUAUCCAGAUACUUAUGGCCUCCUCACUGAGUACAGGUUCUUUUCUCCUGCCAGAAUAUUGUACUAUUUUCAAAUCACUUGUAAGUAGAAGAUAGUCAGUGAUCAACACCACUUUUAUUUACUGUUUUAUAAUGUAAUAGUCAAGAAACUUGCCAGAAAAGAUUAUUCAUUAGCUUAGGUCAUUUUUUUUCCUCUUAAGUACCUUAAAGCAAAUGUGAUUUGCAUAUUUAUUAAAAUGCUUUACUUAUUUGUAUACAUGUACAUUUUUAAGUAACUGUUGUAAAUUAAUUCAUGAAAAUGAGCCUUUCAUGGAUACCUUUAAGAUGAUUCUUUCUAUAGAGUAGGUCAGUCAAAACAACUACUGCUGGUUAUUUUAAAAUAAGAUUAAUAUAGCAAUAAUUAAUGCUAGCAUGUCUUGGGGAUGCAGGGAGAGCAGCACAUAUUGCACAUUCUCAAGUCCAUAUUAAACGACAGAGAAUUUUCUCUAGAGCCAAGAGAUCGGACGCUAGUGUCUAUCUUCAGUGCACAACUGCAGCGUAUUAUGGUUGUCAGUUGCACAAUUCAUAUAUUUUUACAAAACACUAUUAUAUUACAAUCCAAGACUUUACAUCAGUAUCAUGACUGAAUUGCGUUGUAGCUAGCUGAGGACCAAUCACACAGUCUUUUCUCAAGAGAAUAGUUCCUACUCAUGUGAACAGCCUCACUGAAGACAAUAGGACUACUCAUGCAAGUAAGGACUGUUAGAGUAAGGGUUGCAAGAUGAGGGCCCUUAGUUUUCACUUGACAUCAAUGACUAUUUGUCAGGAUGGGCAGGAAUGUUGUCCUUAGCCUCUGUUUGCCAGAAGCUGGAAGUGGGCCACGGGUGGAUCACUUGAUGAGUUCAUUCCCUCUGGGGCACCUGCCAUUGGCCACUGUCAGAGGACAGGAUACUGAGCUAAAUGGACCUGUGGUCUGACCCAGUAUGGCUGUUCUUAUGUUCACACAUUCCUCCAGAAGAACAAACAAACAAGAUUAUGCCAAAAAGCUGGCUAAGCAGAACUGUGGAGUCUCUUCCCCAUUAUUCUAGAAAACAGGAUUUUGCUAUCAGUAUUUAGGAGAGAAAGGAUGGUAUUGAGAAUAGGUGCUGGACUGGGGAUUUAGGAGAUCUUGGCUCAAUUUUGAUUUCUUGUGUAACUUUGGGCAAGUCACUUACGAUAAUCCCCCCCCCCCCACACACACACACAAUGACAUUACAGCCUCUCUCUUACCAUUUGUCUGUCCUGGCUAUUUAGACUGUAAUCUCUUUAGGGCAGGGCCUGACUCUUAUUUGUGUUUGCACACUGCUUAGCAUAAUGAAGCCUAAUGUUUAACCCUCCUACUAGUAGUAUUUCAUAUGAUUGGGCGGGGGGAGAAGAGAGAAGUGGGGACCGGUCAGUGGUUAGCCAAAUAAUCUUAUGUAAAAUGAGACGUAGGACCUCAGCUGUGCCAGGGCUCCAUUUGUCAUGGCUUUGAUGAGCAUCAAGGGUAGCUUUGAACUAUCUUUGUAAUCCCCUGACUGCAGGGGCUUCUAGGAGCCAGUUUUUGGCCCACGAUAUAAUGCAGGGAAGUCUGAGGUUCCUCUAAUUUUUGCUAGUUUGUAACAGCCCCUGAGUCCUUAUGUUGGCUGGAGAUUACAGGAAUGGAGCAAGCUAUGGCCGCUGGGACUGGUGGAGGUGGCACAGAGCUAGCUACACUGGCUCGAUGCCCCUCUGGGAUUUCCUGUGCUGAGGAGAAUCCUCAACUGGCUUGUUAGUGCAGCAUUCUAGCCCCUUUGCACCAUCAGAAUGGCAUAAAAAGGGGCAAAGGGGUAUAUAGGAUCUAGUCCAUAAUGUCAUUAAGGAACAAAUCUGUCCUAACCAACAUCAAAUUACACUAAGUUUUGUAACAUCUCACAACUAUGAAGAAGCACUUAAAUAAAAUUUUUUACCUUUUCUGUAAUAGAGGCAUCGUAUUUUAAUGUACAGAAAGAGAAUAUUAAUAUUAUAGACUUUAGUGUAAGCCAAAAGGCCAAAUAUUAGUCAGAAUUGGCCCAAUCUUGCCAUCCAUACGUGGGCAAAAUGCCUGAUAAAAUCAGUCGGUAUUUUGCCUGCAUUGGGACUGCAGGAUUCAGGUCCAUGUGUCCUUAUGAUUGAAUUUCCCUAUUGUAGGAAAACAAUCUCUGUUUAGUGUUUCUCAUCUAUUUCCUGCCAAAUGUUGCUUUGGAGACUGUAAAAUUUUGAAAUUUUAAAACAUAUUUCAAGAAGCAAUUCAGUCUUUUUUUUUAAACUAUAUUUUUAAAAAGUAUUUUCUCUUCCACUCUGUGCAAAAGAAGUGAUCUUUAAUUAGAUAAUUAAUUGUAUAUAUUUUUCCUACUUAUUAGCCAUGUAUUUUUAUAUUAAAAAAUAAUUGAGAAAUUGAUUUUUUAAAUCUUUUUUAUUAUUAUUACCAGCAUCUUGCAGAGCUUUGACCUAUAAUUUUUAGAAAUGAUCCUGAAAUAUGGAGAAAUCUGGUACCAAGCAAUUUUUAUUAAAUUAGUAAAAAAAAUGUAUAGUUUCUGGAUCAGAUGAGGUACUUUUUAAAUGGUGUAUACAUAAAUACUGUAGCUUCUGGAAUUAAUUGACAUUUGGUUGAUUCAGUACACAAAUGAGAUGAUACAGCUUUAAAAAGGAAUAUCUCCUAGCAAGUGGAAAAGGUGUAGCCCUGGAACUUGUAUAUACACAGAACUUCCACUGGUUAAGUAAACUAUAUUUUUUAAUUGGUUUGGUUGAACCGGUCCAAACUCCUUUGUGAUCAAUCUUUAUAAACCAGGUUUAAAUGGUUUUAAAAAACUGUCCACUAUGGAGUUGGCACUAGUUUAGCUGAAUUGAUUUAAAAACACACCCUUAGUUAAACCGGUGCAACUCUCUGCAUAGACUGGGUCCUGAUUAUUAAAAGGAAGCUGCAGAUCUUUACUCAUAUGAGUAUGAGUAAGAUCACAGAAGCCACUAACUACUCAUGUGAGUAAACAUUUGCAGGAUCAGCCCCUAACGGCUAUAUUAUCCAUCACUCCCCACAUGGAACUCUUUGCAUUAAAAAAAUAUCUGGCCCUAAAGCUACAUCCAGAUGCAUUUAAAGUUUGUUUGUUUUUUCCUUUUUUGUCUUUCAAGAUGAGCACCUGUUGCUUUAAAAAGCAAACAAGGAUCAUCAGAGCCCUCUGUAGGUGUUGUAGAACACACUGAAAAUAAACACUAUGUCUAAUUGUUUACCUCACCCAAACUGCGUUUAUUUCAGUUUCCAAAUCAUCCCUUGAACUUCAGAGCACUAGGAUCUACAGUGACUGGAAGCCAGAGCAAACUGGCUGGCUAAGAAAACUCUCUUUUGCCCCCUCCCUUUCCUUCCAAGGGCAGAUCCUUUCUAGGUUCCCCUCCCAUAAUACAAACACAACUGUCUGAGGUACUGUGGGAUCACCCUAUGCUUGGAAGGUCUUGAGAUUACAGCAUGGAAGCAGAAGGAAUCUAAACCCCUAAUUCUAUCCAAAAGAC